This is a messenger RNA of Eremomyces bilateralis CBS 781.70, 1575 nucleotides long. Its product is annotated as MFS general substrate transporter. The record is from RefSeq and is a predicted model, not a curated record. Gene Ontology annotation, biological process: transmembrane transport. The transcript has 6 exons. NCBI's taxonomy places the organism in Eukaryota, Fungi, Ascomycota, Dothideomycetes, Eremomycetales, Eremomycetaceae. Gene Ontology annotation, molecular function: transmembrane transporter activity. Gene Ontology annotation, cellular component: membrane. Bases 76 to 1575 code for a protein of 499 amino acids.
CUACUGGUUAUCCCCUUCCCAAUUCGCGAAGGCACUAGCAGACACCAAUAUCUACGGUCUUUCACAUCCAUCGAGAUGGAGAAAGCCGAUAUGGUCACGAUAGAGCAACGCCCGAUUCGAUGGAAGCAGCACUCUCACUAUGAGCCCACCACCAAUGAAGAGCGAGAGUUGGACCGAACCAUUAACUUGAAGUUGGACCUGGUGGUUGUCUUGAUACUGUCUAUCAACUUCAUCUUGUGUGGUAUAGACAAGACCAAUAUCGGAUUCGUCGCAACAACAAAUUUUGUUAAAGACGCUAACCUCAGGCCUGACGAUGUUCCCGACUCUGUGUCCUUAUUAUCUGUGACAUUCGUGACUCUGCAACCAUUCUCAGCUGCCAUAGGCCGCUAUAUCCGUCCCAAAUACUGGAUCUGCCUCAUGAUGCUCUUUUGGGGGGCAGUCUGUAUGGCUCAUGCCGGGGUGAAAAAUCGAGCCACCUUGAUUGCAUUACGCUUGCUUCUCGGAGCCGCAGAAGCAGGAUUUGUUCCCACCUCUUUCUACUACCUCAGCACGCUUUACCCAAAGUACGUGCUGGGGAGGCGAUUGGGCCUGUUUUGUGGAAUGUUCGCUAUAGCGGGCGCUUUCGCAGGUCUCAUAGCCUAUGGCCUCUUCAAGAUCAAGUCUGACGUCCUCCACGACUGGCAAAUCUUGUUCAUCUUCGAAGGCGCUAUCACACUGCUGAUGGCUAUUGUAACAUUCGUCAUGCUGCCUGCAGAUCUUCACACGGCUUGGUUUCUUACCCCGCUGCAGCGCGCUCAUGCCGUCAGAAGGAUGCAAAUGGACCUCGAUGAAAACGUUCCAGACAUAGAAGAGGUGGCAACAACCAAAGAGAGUCGGAGGUUCUCAUCCCGAGAUCUUAAAGAGGCUCUAACGGAUUGGAAGAAACUCAUUGUUAUAUUGUUCAACAUCACUGCGACUCUUCCAGUGUCCGCCUUUUCUUACUUCAUGCCUUUGCUCGUCAAGGGAAUGGGGUAUACAGGUGUUAAGGCAUCCCUGAUGAGUGUGCCUCCAUUCAUUGUCGGAGCAAUUGGAUUAUUCUGUUUCGUCACGAGCAGUGAUUACUUCAAAGAGCGCAGCCUCCACGUCAUGUCCGCUAUGUUUUUGGCUAUUAUAGGGUUGAUCGUCAUGGUCGUCUCGACCAGCUCAAAACUUAGAUAUGGAUUCACCCACGUGUGUCUGGCCGGAGCAUUUACGGGAGGCCCGCUCAUAGUUGCUUGGAUUGCAGGAAAUACACCUGAAAAGGGUGUGCGCUCGAUUUUAAUUGGCAUCAACGGCUACUCUAACCUGGCCGGUGUGAUAGCAGGGCAGCUCUUCAAGACGAAACAUUCUCCUAGAUAUCGAUUUCCAUUGACAGUAACGAUGUGUAUCAUGUCUGCCGGAAUAGUCGGAUUUGGGAUAAUUCGAUCAGUAUUUGUGUAUAUCAAUCGAUCGAGAGAAAGAAAGAUAGCAACCUGGACCGACGCAGAUUUCGAAACCGAAGAAAACAGCACCGUCAGGCGAGGUGAUCGCCGAUAUACGUUCAAAUACGGGUACUAG